This is a messenger RNA of Pistacia vera, 1863 nucleotides long. RefSeq names its product putative disease resistance protein At3g14460. The transcript is spliced from 2 exons. Gene Ontology annotation, molecular function: protein binding. The record is from RefSeq and is a predicted model, not a curated record. The coding region runs from base 1 to 1863 and encodes 620 amino acids. NCBI's taxonomy places the organism in Eukaryota, Viridiplantae, Streptophyta, Magnoliopsida, Sapindales, Anacardiaceae.
AUGGAGGAUACACAUGAGAGUGACAACCAGUAUGUUUUUUCUAAUAAUAUUCUUCGUCAUUUAUCUUACAUUAGUGGCCCCCUGGAUGGCAUUGAAAAGCUUGAGGCCUCAAAUAACAUCAAAGGUUUACGAACUUUCCUGUUAUUGAUGAUGCAAGGGAAGGAAUCCUUUUACUUGCCCCGUGAACAAAAAGCUUUUAUUCACCCUAAGCUUGCGUUUCACGUAAAGAAAAAUCACGAUUCCUCUUGCAUAGAGGAAGCUGUUAUUCAUCCUAAGUUGUGGAAGUUACACUGUUUAAGGGUUUUAUCUUUGCACAUAUUUUGCAUUCGGGAGCUGCCAAAUCAAAUUGGAGAUUUGAAGCAUCUACGUUACCUUGACCUUUCCUACACUUGUAUUGAAAGUUUGCCUGAAUCAGUGAGUACUCUUUACAAUUUACAAGCACUUGUACUAGAGGGCUGUGCUCGUCUAAGAAAAUUAUGUGCAGACAUAGGCAAUCUAAUCAAUCUACAUCAUGUCAAUAUUUUCAAAGUAGAUUCAUUGGAGCAAAUGCCUUUAAGGAUCAGUAAAUUAACUGGUCUCCAAACACUGUCUAAGUUUGUUGUGGGGAAAGGUGUUGGCUCUGGAAUAGCAGAGUUGAAGUCCUUAACUCACCUAAGGGAGAGGCUUCACAUUUCCAGGUUGGAGAAUGUUCAUGAUGCUAAUGAUGUUGAGGAGGCUGACUUAAAUGGUGAGGAGAACCUCAAUGAGCUAGUUUUGGAAUGGAAGUGCAGUGGUGUAAUUUCAAAGCCAGGGGAAACUCAAAUGCAGGUACUUGGCAUGCUACGACCUCAUCAAAAUAUGAAAAAACUCAUUAUCAGAGGCUAUGAUGGUAUAAAAUUUCCAACUUGGUUAGGAGAUUUCUCAUUCUCAAAACUAGAGUGUUUAAAAUUCCAAUAUUGCCGCAAGUGUAUUUCCCUGCCAUCAGUAGGGCAACUGCGCUCCCUCAAGGACCUUGUUUUCAAGGGAAUGAAUGGAGUAAAAUGCGUGGGUUUAGACUUCUAUGGAAAUGGUUUCUCAGCCCCUUUUCCAUCACUUGAAAUUCUCCAUUUUCUUGACAUGAAAGAAUGGGAAGAAUGGGUUCCUCAUAGACCUAGUGAAGAAGUUGAAUGCUUUCCUCAGUUGCGAGAGCUUCGUAUUAUACGGUGUCCAAACUUGCGAGGAAGAUUGCCGAAAUGUCUUCCUUUAUUGAAUAAGCUUGUCAUUGAAAAAUGUAAGAAAUUCUCGGUUUCAGUUCCAAGUUUUCCAGCACUUCGUGAAUUAAAAAUUGAAUGGAUCAAAGAGGAAUGGGAUUACACCAAGAUAUUGCUCUCUCCAUCCUCCACUGUUUUCCUUGAUGACAGAGGAAGAAGAAGAGCAAGGACAGAAAGGGUUGCCCUGCAGACUCCAUAUCUGGAAUUGGGGAAAUUGAAUGCCUUGACAAGCUACCACAAGGAUUGCACAAUCUUUGUUCCCUUAGAGAUAUAUCUAAGGAACUGCACAAAUCUUGUUUCCUUUGCAGGAAUUGGCGUUCCUUCCCAGCUGAAAUCCAUCAGAAUUGAGAAUUGCAAAGCUCUGGAAUCUUUUCCUGAGGCAUUGAUAUCCAGCAGCAACAUAUCUCUUGAAACAAUUGUCAUUGAGAAGUGUUUAAAUCUUAAAUCUUUACCUGAUGACAUGAACAGGCUGACCAGUCUUCAAAAGGUUAUAUUACAGAAUUGUUCAAGCAUUGUCUGGUUUCCAGAAGGAGGCUUGCCUUCCACGAAACUGACAGAGCUCCGGAUUAACGGCUGUGAGAAACUGAUGGCCUUACCGAAAACAUGCACAACCUCUCCUGUCUUCAAGAAUUGA